Molecule: messenger RNA, 2343 nt
Organism: Punica granatum (pomegranate)
Lineage: Eukaryota; Viridiplantae; Streptophyta; Magnoliopsida; Myrtales; Lythraceae
Source: RefSeq, a predicted model, not a curated record
AAAACAAUGUGGGUUUUGAUGAUCGUCAAUGUUCUUUUUGACUGAUUCCUCCACCAUUGAGAUGAACAGCUGCUAAUGCCGAUUUUCCCUUCUUUCACGUUUCGGGAACUAAAGAUGUUUAUGGAAAUUUGUUGGGAAGAGUUCUUACUCUGUGAAGUCUGAGGUUCAUGUAAUCAUGGACUUGUCGGAUGCAGUUAUGUUCAAUUCCAGCAGAUUGAAGUCUGUUGUAUGGAAUGACUUCGAUAGGGUCAAGAAAGGUGACAACCUCAUGGCUAUCUGCAAACACUGCAAGAAACGGAUGAGCGGGUCGGGUACCAGUGGGACAUCUCAUCUGAGAAAUCACCUGAUGAGGUGCCAGAGGAGAGGAAAUCAUGACAUUGUUCAAUUUGCUUCAAGGGGUAAGAAAAGAGGGCGGCCCCCUGCCCUAGGGAAUACGAGUUUCAACCAAGAUCCGAAGGAGGAGAUUUCACCUCUUGCAGUCAUUAAACCUGAUGACCCGAUUAAGGAUGAGACCGUGCCAGUUACUGCUUUAACUAGUAACUUUGAUCAGAGAAGAAGCCAAUUCGAUCUUGCCCGGAUGAUAAUUUUACAUGGCUACCCAUUGAAUAUGGUUGAGCAUAUUGGUUUCAGAAGAUUUGUCAAGAAUGUUCAGCCGCUUUUUGAGCUCGCGAGCUCAAAUAAAGUUGAGGCUGACUGUUUGGAAAUCUAUGAGAAAGAAAAGCAGAAAUUAUUUGAGAUGCUGGAUAAAUUGCCCGGGAAAAUUAGCCUCGCUCUUGAUGUGUGGAGCAGUUCUGAUGAUUCUCUGUAUUUCAGCCUCAUCUCACACUUUAUAGACGAUUCUUGGCAACUGAAGAAGAAGAUACUGAGUUUUCUGAAGAUAGAUUCUUCUAAUACUGAAGACAUGCAGGCAGAUUCCAUCAUGACGUGCCUGAUGGACUGGGACAUUGAUCGGAAGUUGUUCUCUGUGACAUCUGAUGGUUCUAGUACAAACACAAUUGUCUCCAGGAUUAAGGACCGCCUGAUGCAGAAUAGGUUCCUUUUCGGCAACGGUCAGCUCUUUGAUGUGCAAUGUUUGGCGAGUCUUCUCAACCUUAUGGUCCAGCAUGCCAUGGAAGCUCUACAUGAGGUGAUUCCAAAGGUUCGAGGAAGCAUUCGAUAUGUCAAGAGCUCACGAGUGAUGCAAGAGAAAUUUAAACAGAUGACACAGCGAGAGAAUAUUGAGGGCCCGAAGUGCUUAUCUCUUGACAACAGAUUGAGAUGGGACUCAACCUAUAGAAUGCUCGAGGCUGCUUUAGUGUACAAGGGUGCAUUUGCUCUUUUGCGAGAAAAUGACCCAAAGUUUAUAUCCUGGCCCUCUGAUGUGGAGUGGGAGAAAGUUGGUUCUGUUACUGGCUUCUUAAAUGUCUUUCUGGACAUUAUGAAUGAUUUCUCUCGAAGCAAGUGCCCCACUGCGAACAUAUAUUUUCCUCUGAUAUGCGACAUUCACUUGAAGUUGAUUUCGUGGUGUGAAAGUUCAGAUGAAUUCAUCAGUUCUUUGGCCAUGAAGAUGAGGAAUGAGUUCGAUGACUAUUGGGAGAGGUGUAGUUUGGGUUUGGCAGUUGCAGUCUUCUUGGACCCUCGGUUCAAGAUGAAGUUGGUGGAGUAUUACUUCCCCCAAAUUUAUGGUAGUGGUGCUCAAGAACGGAUCAACAACAUUUCUAACCAUAUAAAGGCGCUCUACAAUGAACACUCGAUUGGGUCCCCGUUAGCAUCUGCUGAUCACUGUCUUGCAUGGCAGGUUGAUGGAAGUUCAGGUGGCAUAUCGAGUCCUGGAAGUAGUUCAAGCAAUAGGCUGGUCGGGUUCGAGAAAUUCCUCAACGAAACUUCUCAGUCUGAUGGCGCAAAAACUGAUCUGGACAAGUACUUGGAAGAGCCUCUCUUCCCUCGAAACGUAGACUUUAACGUACUGAACUGGUGGAAAGUUCACACUCCCCGGUAUCCCAUACUGUCUAUGAUGGCCCGAAACGUGCUGGGGAUCCAGAUGUCUAAAGUUUCAUCAGAGUCGGCAUUUGACUUGAUGGGCAAAAUCCUGGAACGUGAUCGUAGUUCUCUGGGCGCCGCAACACUGCAAGCGCUGAUGUGCUCGCAGGACUGGAUCGGGAGCGAGCUGGAAAGUUGAUACAGUUUUAGUCCUGAGACGUCUUCCUUCAGUUCUUGCAAAUAUCCUAAAUUAGUUAGUCAAACUCAUCGGGUUUUUACUAGUUCAGUAAGCGUCGCUCUUUGGAAUUUACUGUACUAGGGUCAUCUCGUCGGUGAUCUUUAAUUAUAAUGUGGAAUUUCUCGCUCGGGCCACCGCUUCAAAUG